AAGUCAGACCUUCUGCCAAAUCGGUCAUCAAUACUCAGCAGGACAUGGGAUCCUAAAGCUCUCUCCUUUUCUCUCUCUCGCUCUCCCUCCCCCGCUGCCUGAUAAGAUGCUGAAGCUAUGGAAAUGGUACCAGCACUGCCUAUCUUCUCAUCCAGUCAAGACUCAGAUCAUCAGCUCUGGAAUUCUCUGGGGCAUUGGUGAUAUUGGUGCUCAAUACAUAACUCACUCAACAGCACUCAGACGCCUUAACAAUUCUCAAGAUGUACAACCAGAAUUCAAAGUCAACUGGAAACGUGUAGCUAUCACUAGUCUGUUUGGCUUUGGCUUCGUUGGUCCAGUUGGUCACUUUUGGUAUCAAGGCUUGGACAGGCUUAUAAGAACGAGGCUUCAACUGCAACCAAAGUCCGUGCGAUUUGUUGCUGCUAAAGUGGCAGCUGAUGGCAUAAUCUUUGGCCCAUUUGAUUUGUUUGUGUUCUUCACUUAUAUGGGGUUUUCCACCGGCAAGAAUGCAACUCAAGUGAAGGAAGAUGUGAAGAGGGACUUUCUCCCAGCCUUGAUUUUGGAGGGUGGUGUAUGGCCAAUAGUUCAGAUUGCGAAUUUUCGUUAUGUGCCAGUGAGGUACCAACUCCUCUAUGUCAAUAUGUUCUGCUUGUUAGACAGUGGUUUCUUGUCAUGGAUUGAACAACAAAAUGAUGCCCCUUGGAAGCAGUGGUUCACGUCAUUUCAGCCUUUGAAGGAAAGGGGAGGUCAGGGCAGAUUAUGAUUAUAAUGGUUACCCCCUCAGCUCAUUGUGUCUUUUCUGCUGAGGUUGGAUUGACAAGUUCCAAAUAACUAUUUGUGCAACACCACAAGAAUUACAAACAACCUGAAGUACAUAACAUCAGUUCUAGAAAUUGGGAUUUGGGGAAUGAAUUAAUUGCUUUCCGAUUGUAAAAUUUUGGGCUAAAUUUAGCCCCACAAGUCCCCUAAUGAAAUGGAAAAAACACAAUCAAGCCCUUUAUUUGUCAGGGCAUUUUGUUGCACCUUUAAAACUAUAUAUCCAAGCUCGUCACAUUGCCAAUAUAGGUUAUGAAAGUGGAGCUUAUGGGAUAGGUUUACAAUGGCUUUUGUUUUUAUGCGUGAAAUUGUGAAUAAAUGAAUUUUGAACU
Molecule: messenger RNA, 1148 nt
Organism: Manihot esculenta (cassava)
Lineage: Eukaryota; Viridiplantae; Streptophyta; Magnoliopsida; Malpighiales; Euphorbiaceae
Product: protein Mpv17
Exons: 3
Coding region: 107-763 (218 amino acids)
Cellular component (GO): cytoplasm; membrane
Source: RefSeq, a predicted model, not a curated record